AUGCACAACAAGGGGGAAAACCGCGCGCGCGGAAAAAGCAAGUUCGACAUCUUCGGUAAGUGGACCUCCGGGCGGACCACCACCCCCAUACAGAAAGAAGCACCCACCACGUGUCUCGUCGCUCCUGAAAACAGGUUGCUUCAUGUCAAUUAUCCUCAGAUAAACGAGUGAAUACGGAUGGAUGCGUACACUAUGUAGCAUUCAAGCACUCAUCAUGCAAGACUGCUAAAAAGCAGAUCCUUCUGAGUCCCUCUUGUAUUCCUACACAUUUCGUUACUAUUGCGAUCCAGCGACCACCAAGUGGACGGGCAUACUAGUCUAAUGGAACGCAGAGUAAUUAUGUUCCUACGAAUUUGGUAGUUGUAAAGUAGUCUAGCAUGUAACAUUUGGAGAUGAUAGACUCGACUGCGGCUGAACCAUUUCCCAACAAAUGCCAAGAACAUGAAUAUCGUGAUGUUGAAGUUCAAAACAGCUGCUGCUGGAGCUGCUGCCCAUGUACGGGACCACCACAUGCAAGUACUCUUCUUCCUGCGGGUUAUCAAACGCUCUCAGUACUCCUGGAAGGACGCCACGACUAGUGAGGGCUCAAGCAUCGGCAUGCUUCGCCAACUGACCUUUUAUUUGUCGGAGGGAGAGAAGGUACUGCGGUACUGUAGUGUAGUGCUGGCUGCUGUAGAUCUUGCUGGAGUGGGUGCACAUGCGUGCAUGUGUUUUCCGGGGGGGCACGCAGGCCGGAACAGUCCACACACAUCCACCUACAUCCAGAGUAGUGAGAUCCUUGCAUCCCGGGCCCCUUCUUAUGAAUCCAAAAUCUUUUUGAGUGGUGGGGGCGUUUGGUAGUUCUUGUGACCAUCUGCGGACGGAAUUUCCACGUGUCUGCGCCGAGUUCCGGUGAAUCCAGGCCUCAAGCGACCUCCCUCGGGCCCUGGACUAUAUAGACUACCUCUGCUGCUGUGUGACCCAGCCCACGAUUGGUUGAUUCACCGAGUGAGUUAGGGCCGUCACCCCAAAGAAGCCGACUCCUAUUCUCCUUCUCAUGUGGCGGCAGAGACAGGGGCAUGCAUCACUGAAAACAAGCUCGUCUUCAACGUACGAGUACCUACUUCGCGAACGUAUGCACAGAACCAACCUUCAGUGUGACCGCGGCUUGCGCGAAAAAAAAUAUCCGGUCGACUACAGCCAAUCUUUUUUUUUUAGAACUAAUGUGAGAAACAACAACAACAAAGCUGUGUAAAUCGACGAUCAGAACUCAUGGCAUUGCACCACGCCCUACCACCGAAGGCGCAUGUGGACUUUGGCUAUGGAUUUGGCUUUUAUAGAUGGAUCCCUGCUACUUCUAAAUGACACGGGAUCUACUCGCUCUCAAUGGACUGAAGCUAUGGGCGAAUAAAUGCACACCGUACGAUUUGAAGUAGUUGGUCUGUGGAUUCGAAAACAAAUGUUUGGGUUGCGGCGGCUGUGGCGUUUCUUCUGGAAUUUCACGUUUGGGUUCAAUUCAUCCCAACUCCUAUUAUAUAUUUAGUCUACGCUNCAAAAAAAAAAAAAAAGAACGCGCCAAAACCCGCCCAAAAUGAGAAAGCUGUCAAAACGAAUUAUGAUGAAGAAACUACCUCAUUCAAGGUCGACCAAAAAUGCCAGCUCGUUGAUUUUCACACUGAACCAAGAGCGGAGUGAUGAAUCGUCCGCCUCUCUCUCUCUCUCUCUGCCCGGUUGACUAUACCGUGCACAAAGGAAUCAAGGUCUAUAUCCUGUCCGUGUUACUCGGUGCCCAACACACUACACCCAAAGCAGACAUCCACACGCAGCAACAGUCUAUGAUGAUUCAAGGCCACAACGAGACCAGUUGCUUCAGAUUCUACAUGUCAAUCCACGCGACCAAUCAUAAACAUGUCCACCACAACAUCUUCGUUGGACACUAACGCCAUACAAACCGCGAGCUCAAACUUUCGGUUUAACGCACCGCCGAUUGCCGAAUAUAUGUUCUUGGAGGCUUGCCAGGAACCAGCACGAAUAGCACCAUCCUCCCGGGGGAAGCACCGCCAUAGCCGAAAAAAAUGUCGUAAUUUUGCCCAGGAACGAAUCGACGUAUUACCCUCAAAGAAGCGCCGACAAAAAAAAAACACCCUCUCAAGCUUUCCCAAAAAGAAAUCGAUAUAUUCUCCUCAAAGAAGCGCCGACAAAAAAAAA
Molecule: messenger RNA, 2187 nt
Organism: Ectocarpus sp. CCAP 1310/34
Lineage: Eukaryota; Phaeophyceae; Ectocarpales; Ectocarpaceae
Source: the annotation of a GenBank genome assembly